Colletotrichum phormii is the source of this 1194-nucleotide messenger RNA. RefSeq names its product haloacid dehalogenase. The coding region runs from base 233 to 955 and encodes 240 amino acids. The transcript has a single exon. The record is from RefSeq and is a predicted model, not a curated record. NCBI's taxonomy places the organism in Eukaryota, Fungi, Ascomycota, Sordariomycetes, Glomerellales, Glomerellaceae.
CACAAGCUUCGCUAUCAUUGAGGAAGACGAAUGGGUAAAAGUUCCUGUAUCACAUUGAAAACAUAGACGAUCUACAAUAUUCAUUAAAUAGAGGACAAAAAGACCUAUAUUUCAGGUCCAACAGUUUAUCGAUUAAAGACCGCCGAUCGGAUCUGACCCCGCACAAUUACACCAAAAAAAGAUUAGAUUCCUCGAGGAACUCCCAUCAUCUGCAAUAUCAAAUUCAAACAAGAUGGCCAGCCUCAAAGACUUCCGCGUCCUAACCUUCGACGUCUACGGCACCCUAAUCGACUGGGAAACAGGCGCCCUAACAGCCCUCCAACCCCUCCUAGACGCAAACAACCGCAACGACUUCACCCGCAAGCACCUCCUAGACAUCUUCCACGAGUGCGAAGCCGCGCAACAGGCCCAGACCCCAGACCUCCCCUACGCCCAGCUCCUCACCACAAUCCACCCCCAAAUCGCCGCCAAGCUCGGCCUGUCAUCCCUGCCGUCCGCCGAAGCCUCAAAGGCCUUUGGCGACUCCGUCGGCUCUUGGCCCGCCUUCCCGGACACGGUCGACGCCCUCCGCCGGUUGGGCAAGUACUACAAGCUCGUCGUGCUCUCCAACGUCGACCGCGGCUCGUUUGCGCUGAGUAACGCGGGACCAAUGGCGGGCGUGCCGUUUGAUCUUAUUGUCACGGCGCAGGAUGUAGGGUCGUAUAAGCCUGACCAGCGCAACUUUACGUACAUGCUCCGCGAGGUGAAGGAGAAGUUUGGGGUUGAGAAGGAGCAGAUGCUGCAGACGGCGCAGAGUCAGUUCCAUGACCACCAUCCGGCCAAGGAGGCUGGUAUCAAGUCGUCUUGGAUUGUGAGGCCUGGUGCGGUGAUGGGAAAUAGGGAUCGUGAGGUGUUUGAUUGGAAGUUUGAUACGUUGGGGGAGAUGGCUGAUGCGCUUGAGAAGGAGCUGGCUUGAGGCGGGGUCAUUUAUAUUUAGUAGGUGCAUAGAAAGAUGUUCUGUUUAGAUGCUCUGUUGGAGGACCACCAUACAUGAAGUGAAGCUAUUUUGGUUUCAACAUCUUGGAGUUUUUGUGCCGCUGUGAAGCUGUAACAACGUACUCAUGAGAGUGAUUUUGUCUCUCAACCACUGCAAGCAACAUCUCCACUCUUCUCGGCCUAGUCACUUAGAAACAAGACGAGAAACUUGCACGCAAA